This is a messenger RNA of Colossoma macropomum (tambaqui), 4579 nucleotides long. It is a transcript of the gene atp8a1, whose product is annotated as ATPase phospholipid transporting 8A1. The transcript is spliced from 38 exons. Gene Ontology annotation, biological process: phospholipid translocation. Gene Ontology annotation, molecular function: magnesium ion binding; ATP binding; ATPase-coupled intramembrane lipid carrier activity. Lineage: Eukaryota; Metazoa; Chordata; Actinopteri; Characiformes; Serrasalmidae. The record is from RefSeq and is a predicted model, not a curated record. The coding region runs from base 262 to 3762 and encodes 1166 amino acids. Gene Ontology annotation, cellular component: plasma membrane.
CUGUUCCGUUUCAAGCUCUUUAUCGGUUCUUGCAUGUGCGCGACCGUUUUUUCGGCCGUAAACAGACAGGCAAACCGGCAAGUCGAAGCGCACUAAUGUUGUUCGUUCACAAACAAUGAAUAGCUGUCAGAAAUAAGCGCUUGAGAGACCGUCGGCUGACGACGACCCGCGCUGAAAUUCCUAGACAGGAGAGACAGAGAGAGGAGGAGAAAGCUGCAGUUGACAGGUGCCGUUACUCGGCUUAGUUCAAACUGACCCAAGAUGCCGCCUGUUCAGAGAACUAUGUCAGACCUACGUUCCCGCGCCGAAGGGUAUGAAAAGACAGAAGAUGCAUCGGAGAAGACCUCCCUAGCUGACCAGGAGGAUGCUCGACUAAUAUUCAUCAAUCAGCCCCAGCUAACAAAAUUUUGCAGUAACCGUGUCAGCACAGCAAAGUACAACGUUCUGACAUUCCUGCCACGGUUCCUUUACUCUCAGUUCAGAAGAGCAGCCAACUCCUUCUUCCUGUUCAUCGCACUGUUGCAGCAAAUUCCAGACGUCUCUCCAACGGGGCGAUGGACCACUCUGGUGCCCCUGCUCUUCAUCCUUGUGGUGGCGGCGGUGAAGGAGGUGAUAGAAGACCUGAAACGUCACAAAGCUGAUAAUGUUGUCAACAAGAAAGAGACGCAAGUGCUGAGAAAUGGAGCCUGGGAGAUUGUUCACUGGGAGAAGGUAGUGGUGGGGGAUAUAGUUAAAAUAAAUGGCAAAGAUUACGUUCCUGCAGACGCAAUACUGCUGUCCUCCAGUGAACCUCAAGGAAUGUGUUACAUCGAAACAUCCAACUUAGAUGGAGAAACAAAUUUAAAAAUCAGACAAGGCCUGCAGAUCACGUCUGAAAUUAAGGAUAUUGACAGCCUGAUGCGACUGUCUGGUCGUAUGGAGUGUGAGAGCCCCAACAGACAUCUUUACGAGUUUGUGGGCAAUAUCCGACUGGAAGGCCACAGCACAGUACCACUCGGUCCAGAUCAGAUUUUGCUGAGAGGAGCCCAGCUGAGGAACACACAGUGGGUACACGGCAUUGUGGUCUACACAGGACAUGACACUAAGCUUAUGCAGAACUCUACACGACCUCCUUUGAAGCUGUCCAACGUGGAACGCAUCACUAACUUUCAGAUCCUGGUUCUGUUUGGCUGCCUGCUGGCCAUCUCACUGGUGUGCUCCAUAGGGCAGACCAUCUGGAAGUACCAGUACGGCAAUGACGCCUGGUACAUGGACCUCAACUCUCCAGACGGUGGUGCGGCUAACUUCGGCCUGAACUUUCUCACCUUCAUCAUCCUCUUCAACAACCUGAUUCCAAUCAGCCUGCUGGUGACAUUGGAGGUGAUCAAAUUCAUCCAGGCCUACUUCAUCAACUGGGACACUGACAUGCUGUAUGAAGCUACCAACACUCCAGCCAUGGCUCGAACAUCCAACCUAAACGAAGAGCUGGGCCAGGUGAAGUACAUCUUUUCAGACAAAACAGGAACACUGACCUGUAAUGUGAUGCAGUUUAAGAAGUGCACAAUAGCUGGCAUAGCCUAUGGUCACUCAUCUGAAGUGGAGGAUAGUAGUUUUGCAGAGGAGGACGGUCACAGCUCUCACUCGAUGGAGGAGGCUGGAUUUAAUGACCCCAGCUUACUGGAAAACCUCCAAAGCAAUCAUCCCACUGCCCCUGUGAUCAUGGAGUUUAUGACCAUGAUGGCAAUCUGUCAUACAGCCGUGCCUGAGCGCAAUGAGGACACAAUUGCCUACCAGGCUGCUUCUCCAGAUGAAGGUGCUCUGGUACGCGCAGCGCGGAAUCUUGGUUUUGUUUUCUCAGCCAGGACCCCGGACAGCGUCAUCGUUGAGUCUCUUGGUGAAGAGGAAAAAUAUGAACUUCUGCAUGUGUUGGAGUUCACAAGUGCCAGGAAGAGGAUGUCAGUCAUCAUGCGCACUCCAUCCGGAAAGAUCCGCCUCUACUGCAAAGGAGCCGACACAGUGAUCUAUGACCGCUUGGCAGACAAUUCCAGAUAUAAGGAUAUCACACUCAAACAUCUGGAACAGUUCGCUACAGAGGGUUUGCGUACGCUGUGUUUUGCUGUAGCGGACAUAUCAGAGUCAGUGUAUCAGCAGUGGCAGGAAGUGCAUCAUCGAGCCUGCACCUCUCUACAGAACAGAGCGCUCAAAUUGGAGGAGAGCUAUGAGCUCAUUGAGAAGAACCUGCAGCUGUUGGGUGCCACAGCAAUCGAGGACAAGCUGCAGGACCGUGUACCUGAGACUAUAGAGACUCUGAUGAAGGCCGACAUUAAAAUCUGGAUCCUGACCGGCGACAAGCAGGAGACUGCCAUCAAUAUAGGACACUCCUGCAAGCUGCUCACCAAGAACAUGGGUCUGCUGGUGAUUAAUGAAGAGACACUGGAUGGGACAAGGGAGACUCUGAGCCACCACUGCGGCAUGCUGGGAGAUGCUCUGCAUAAGGAGAAUGACUUUGCGCUGAUCAUUGAUGGGAAGACGCUGAAGUAUGCGCUGACCUUCGGAGCACGUCAGUACUUCCUUGACCUCGCACUGUCCUGCAAGGCCGUCAUAUGCUGCAGAGUAUCUCCUCUGCAGAAGUCCGAGGUGGUGGAGAUGGUGAAGAAGCAGGUGAAGGUUAUCACACUGGCCAUCGGCGAUGGAGCCAAUGAUGUGGGCAUGAUCCAAACCGCUCAUGUGGGCGUCGGCAUCUCUGGUAACGAGGGACUGCAGGCCGCCAACUCUUCAGAUUACUCCAUCGCACAGUUCAAGUACUUGAAGAACCUCCUGCUGGUCCAUGGCGCCUGGAACUAUAACCGUGUUGCUAAAUGUAUCCUGUACUGCUUCUAUAAGAACAUCGUACUGUACAUCAUUGAGAUCUGGUUCGCCUUUGUGAACGGCUUCUCCGGUCAGAUUCUUUUCGAGCGUUGGUGCAUCGGCCUGUAUAACGUGAUUUUCACAGCUCUGCCACCCCUGACACUGGGCAUUUUUGAGCGCUCCUGCAGGAAAGAAAACAUGCUCAAAUACCCAGAACUUUACAAGACAUCCCAAAAUGCUAUGGGCUUCAACACCAAGGUUUUUUGGGCUCAUUGUCUGAACGGACUCUUUCACUCAGUCAUCCUCUUCUGGUUCCCCCUGAAAGCCUUCCAGCAUGAUACAGUCUUUGGGAACGGAAUGACUCCAGACUAUCUGCUGCUGGGGAACAUGGUGUACACAUUUGUGGUGAUCACUGUGUGUCUGAAGGCAGGGUUGGAGACUUCCUCGUGGACCAUGUUCAGUCAUAUAGCUAUCUGGGGCAGCAUUGGACUUUGGGUAGUGUUCUUUGGCAUCUACUCCUCUCUAUGGCCUCUCAUCCCUCUGGCUCCGGAUAUGUCGGGAGAGGCGGAUAUGAUGUUCAGUUCUGGAGUGUUCUGGAUGGGGCUGUUCUUCAUUCCUGUCACCUCUCUGGUGUUUGAUGUGGCCUACAAAGUUAUAAAGAAGGCAUGCUUUAAGACUCUGGUGGAUGAGGUCCAGGAACUGGAGGCUAUGUCUAAGGAUCCAGGAGCUGUGGUUCAGGGAAAAAGCUUGACAGAGAGGGCCCAGCUGCUGAAGAACGUGUUCAAGAAGAGCACUGUCAGCCUGUACCGCUCCGACUCCAUGCAGCAGAAUCUACUCCACGGCUACGCCUUCUCUCAGGAUGAGAACGGAGUGGUCUCCCAAUCCGAGGUCAUCAGGGCCUACGACACCACCAAGCAGCGGACCAACGAGUGGUGAGAUCCGGCCUCCAAGGCCCGGUCCCCCUGAGCCUCAGCUGUCAGUCAACCUUUUAAAACUGGCAGAAGCUGAAGCCUGUCAGUUUGUCUUUCUCCAGCUCAGAGUUGCCUGGCAUAGAAAAACAAAAGAGCGAGAGAGAGAGAGAGCUGUACUUCGAAAGGGAAGAAUAAAAAAAAAGUAAGGAACAAAAUUAAGAUUUGUAGAUUUGAAGCAGUCACACUGCAGCGCAGUAGCUGCAAGUCCACACUGGGAUUGAGUGGCUUAAGCUGGACUACUCUGUUAACUGACCCAUCACACAGAGAGACGCUGAGAAACACUCCAUGAAUUCUCUGUCCUCUGACAUCCUCGCAACAUUUACUGUUAAAGCCAAAAACGCAGUGGUGGUGAUGGCGAUGGUAAUGAUGGUGUUAAACGUUUGUGGUAAUGGUCUUUGAUUUUGUCCCCCUAACCAGUCAUGGUGUAUCAAGCUCUCUGAAUAACAGUAUUGCUCUAAAGUAAUCCCUGUUUGUGUAGCAACAGCAGUACUGAGCAGCUCCACAAGGCUCCUGUGGAAAUGGGAAUCGCCAAAGAUGACAUCAUCAUAAUCGUCAUGACACAAACGCUGUUUAAAAAGAAAAAAAUGUUGAUGACUUGUUUGGAAACUUAAAAUAUUAUGCAGUUGUAUUUAACAGAUUUUUCCCUAAGCAUCUCCCCUCUGUACUGAUUUGGCCACUGCAGACCAAAACUAUUUGUUUUGUUUUUGAUUUUUUACCCCCCAUCCCCCUUUUGCAUGCUCUUAUUUAUGUUCCUGCCUUCAGCCAUAGAUAGUUUAACUAAU